Annulohypoxylon maeteangense is the source of this 2482-nucleotide messenger RNA. Its product is annotated as putative motor protein. The coding region runs from base 364 to 1941 and encodes 525 amino acids. The record is from RefSeq and is a predicted model, not a curated record. Gene Ontology annotation, biological process: microtubule cytoskeleton organization; microtubule-based movement. Gene Ontology annotation, molecular function: dynein heavy chain binding. Gene Ontology annotation, cellular component: centrosome; cytoplasmic dynein complex. The transcript is spliced from 6 exons. Lineage: Eukaryota; Fungi; Ascomycota; Sordariomycetes; Xylariales; Hypoxylaceae.
GGGAAUAAAAGUGAUGGAUGUUUUUCAUGUUGAAAGAAAGAAUGAUCGGUGAAACGAUUUCACUUUUUUAAUUCUUUAUCUGUUUCUUAAACCACCCCACCUAAAUUUUGUCAUCGUGUCUUGAGUUGUCUUAUUUCGUUAAAAUAAAAAAGAGAGGGUGGAAAUUAAAUUUUCCCAAUCUUAGAUCGAUCGUCAUUCUCAACGCGUUUCAAUUACAUAGGCGAAUAUUAAUAGGUGAAAGUCAACUCUUAAGACGCGCUCUAAGGGUCUGACCAUAAUCGCAUCACCGAUUACGCCGAGACCUUUCUGCUUUCUGGGCGCAUUCAACUAUUCCCCAAUGCUACCAAUCGACCGAAAUCAAACAUGACGGCCAAUUCGAACCGGUUCUCGACCUAUACAAGUACCUCCGUCGGUACCGGUACCGGUUCGGAGGGAAAGAAGGAUGAUCAAAAGAAGGACAUGUGGAGUUCUAUGCUCGACUCCGUCGCUAGCGGAAAGAGAUUACCAGAGAAGAACUUGUUGGUUCUAGGCGGUUCUGUAGAUUCGCAACGAGACUUCCUCGAAGCCCUGUCGAGCAACGAUACACGAAAGAAUAUCGACCGGAACAAUCAGAAGAUCCCACCAAUCGCCAAUAGCUUCGCACUUGGUUAUACAUAUUAUAAUGUCUUGGACGCAGACCAAGAAGACAUCCUAGCACGAAUAUCUCUCUACCUACUUACAAGCCCGGCGCCUUCUUUCACUUCGCUCAUCCAACCGCUCUUGACUCCCCAAUCGAUCCCCAACACCUUAAUAGUAAUACUACUCGACUGGUCGCAACCCUGGUUAUGGAUGCGACAACUGCGGGAGUGGCUGCUGCUGCUGCGAACAGUCAUCAUGUCUCUAAGCCCCGAAUGUAAAGAGACUAUGGAAGAGGCUAUGAACAACUGGAGAGACCGCGGACGUACGGGCGGGUCCGUUAACUUGGACGGCACAGGUGCGGUUGCUACAGAGGGAGAUGUCGCGCUACCCCUUGGACCAGGAGAGUGGGAAGACGGACUUGGUCUGCCACUAUGCGUCGUCUGUCAAAACUCCGAGAGAAUAGACUACUUAGAGAAAACCCAAGGAUGGAAGGAAGAGAAGUUCGACCUCGUUCUCCAGUAUCUCAGAACUGUCUUACUAAGACAUGGAGCCUCUCUUAUCUACACGACACCGUCGAUGGCAUCGCCUCUACAGACGCUUGUUCACGCCAGUCUCGGAAUUCAUUCGCUACUAAAGCGCACCCCCUUAAAAACCAACGUCAUCGACCGAGACAAGAUUGUGGUGCCUCCAAACUGGGACUCCUGGGGCAAGAUCCGAGUGUUGCGAGAUGGGUUUGAUGUGGAGCAAGUUAGCGAGGGCUGGGUAAUAGAUCUUGACCAACCUUUCCCCAUGCCUAGGAGCGACAGCACAAGUGACGCCGCCCACCAAGCAAAUGGUGAAAUAAAUGGCGUCGACGAACCCGAAGGAUCAGCGGUGGUAUUAUACGAAGAGCAGGUUCAAGACACAAGCCUAGAUACCCUACAACUAGCCCAGGGAAAUAAGGACACUAGCAGGUUGGAGAUACCAUCAGUCGAUACACAAGCUUUCCUCGCGAACCAGUUAGAACGACUCGAACAGGUAAAGAAGGCAGACGAGAAAGCUGGCAAGGACAAUUCUUUCGCGCAAAGUACAACCGACGACAUGAUUAGCGAUCACAUUGGCCCAGUACAAUUCAACAUGGGAGGCAUCCAAGUUGAUGCUGACGAUAUGGUACAACGCCUCAAGGAUCGUCAGGCCUACGGACAUUCCCCUGAACCUCACUUGGAUGACGAAUCUCAACUCGAGGAAGGAUCGGCCCCGGUUGAUACAGAUACACUUGCCAAAUUCUUCGGCAACUUGAUGAACAGAAAACCUACAACCCCGGGUCCCGUGACUAAGGCAUGAUAGAAGUAUGUACAUAUGAGACGCGUACAUGGCGACCAACACUCAGGAGAAAUAAACUUGCCCGUACAAGCGGACGGCUAAACCCGAAAUCAAACGGGACACUCCAAACACACAUCCGGUCCAACCAUACCACGCAUUACGAUCCACAGUCGAUUCAGUUCACGAUGACGGAUCAGAGUUCUUUUCAAUUUGUACAACUACCUACGGAUGCAGGAACCAUACCACAUCGGCAUCAGGGAGAAGGAAAGGGGGUUUUUACCACGUAUCAAGGGAGAGGGGUUUUUUUCCGGCGAAGGUUGAGAAGACAAAAAAUAAGAGAGCCUCGCAUUAGCACGUACUCGGAGUUAUUGGCCGUUUCCGCCUCCUUCGUACUUCGUCUUUCUGUGUACUUAUGUUGGACUUUUGGAGAAAGGAUGGGGAUGGGGAGGAGGUAGUGGUGGUGAUGGUGAUGGUGAAAGAUGGGAGAUGGAGAAGGCGAGCCCUGCGUCUAUGGUUCGAGACUGUAGAAUAGAUACCCCUUGCAAUAAAUGAUAUGAAGAGA